AUGCCUGGUCGGCCGCCGCCGCCGCGGCUUCCCGCCGCAGACGCGUCGACCGGCAUGGCCGCCUCGCAUCGCCACACGGACGAGUACAUGGCGCGCUUCUACGCGGCGCUCAGCCUCGACGCCGCGGACGUCGAUCCGCACGCCCUUGCGCACGAGCCAGCCUUCUCGACUGCGCCAAACGCUCGGCCGCUCGGCAGCGGCGCCCGCUCCACUGGCGUCACCGAUCCUCCCCUCGGCCCGCCCCCUCUGCUUUCCGGCUCCGCCGCCCUGGCGUGGCUGGCUGGCCCCGACCGGCCACCCGUCCGCGCCCACGACGCCUCCGACCGCCCUCUGCUCUGCCUCUCUGUGUCGGGCGACAGCGCCGUGGCCGGAGGCGCCGACCACUCGCUGCACGAAGUCGACCUGUCGGGCUGCGGCCACUCGGACGGGAUCACCUGCGCCGCACACGCCGCUGACGGGCGACGCCUAGCCAAGAUCGGGCCGAGAUUGCAGUAG
Emiliania huxleyi CCMP1516 is the source of this 495-nucleotide messenger RNA. RefSeq lists its product as hypothetical. The record is from RefSeq and is a predicted model, not a curated record. Bases 1 to 495 code for a protein of 164 amino acids. The transcript has 2 exons. Lineage: Eukaryota; Haptophyta; Isochrysidales; Noelaerhabdaceae.